AUGUGUAAAGAAGAAGAAGUAAAAGAGCCCGCAAGCCCGGGAGCCCGCUUAAUGCAGGCACCGGGCUUCGACCUCUGCAUAUUAGCCGUCUUUGGUUAUAAGACGAAGAUCGAUCUCGACUUGUUUAAGGAGGAAAUAGGCCAAACACUAGCUAGACAUCCUCGUUUUUGUAGUUUGCUGAUCGCCAAGAACAAAAUGUUUGGCACAUUUUCAUGGCAACGUACGAAAAUAGACUUAAACAAACACAUCAUUGCCCCGAAAAUCGAUCCAGGCGUGGAAAACCCAGACGAUUUCAUUGACGACUACAUUUCGAGCCUUUCGAAAAGCCAAAUGACCCACGACAAGCCUUUAUGGGAGGUUCACGUGCUCAACGUGAAAAACUCGGACGCGAAUUCGACUGUGGUCUUCAAAAUCGACCACUCUAUUGGCGAUGGUGUGUCCUUGAUUUCGCUCGUCAUGGCUUGUGCUCGGAAAAAACCCGAAUCCCAAUAUUUGCCGCCCGUUGCAAAUAAGAAAGCACGCGAAGAAAAAGUCGACGCGAAAAAUGGUUUGAUGAAGAGAUUGUUUGUCUCGGUUUGGACAUUGAUUUUGCUUUUGUUCAACACUUUAGUCGACUUGUUGUUGUUUUUGGCGACCCUUAUGUUUUUGAAAGAUACGAAGACGGUUAUUAAAGCGAGCGGCAAUGUGGAGUUGUGUCCGAGGAGAUUCGUGCGUCGGGUUAUUAGCCUUGACGAUGUUAAGCUCGUCAAGAAUGCUAUGAAUGUGAGCAUUAACGACGUUGUGCUUGGAGUCACGGAAGCUGGCCUCACCAGUUAUCUCAACAGGAGAUACGAAAAACACGACGAAAAUGGUACGAAAAUUACCAAGAAAGGUUCCGAUUCUCUUCCCAAAAACAUCCGCCUUAGGUCAGCUUGCAUUUUCAACCUCAGGCCGUGUGCAAAACUCGAGAAUUUGGCCGAGAUGAUGGAAAAGGAGAAGCUGUUGAAGGGAAUGUGGGGCAAUUUAGUCGGCAUUGUUGUGCUUCCUCUAACCAUUGCCCUUGAAAGCGAUCCCUUAGCCCACAUACGAAGGGCUAAAUCGACUAUGGAUAAAAAGAAACUAUCGCUCGGCCACAAAGUCGCGUUUGGAGCCAUGAAGCUAAUGAUGUUUUUGUUCGGAAGCAAAGUGGCGGCUGGCGUGUCGACUAGAGUUUUCCGUAACACGACGCUAUCCUUCUCGAAUGUGGUGGGCCCACGAGAGGAGAUCAAUGUGUUUGGUCAUCCCUUGGCAUAUAUUGCCCCUUCUGUUUUUGGUUAUCCUCAGGGACUGGUGAUACAUUACCAGAGCUACGCAGAUCGGCUCGUGAUAGUCUUAGCUGCUGACGAGGCGCUGUACCCUAAUCCUCGUCAACUAUGCGAUGAUUUGGUUAGGUCUUUCGAGACUAUGAAAGAAGCUGUAAAGGAAAAAGGACUUUGUUGA
Messenger RNA from Striga hermonthica, 1458 nucleotides. The record is from the annotation of a GenBank genome assembly. Lineage: Eukaryota; Viridiplantae; Streptophyta; Magnoliopsida; Lamiales; Orobanchaceae.